This is a messenger RNA of Seriola aureovittata, 1801 nucleotides long. Its product is annotated as interferon-induced protein 44-like. The record is from RefSeq and is a predicted model, not a curated record. The transcript has 8 exons. The coding region runs from base 184 to 1050 and encodes 288 amino acids. Lineage: Eukaryota; Metazoa; Chordata; Actinopteri; Carangiformes; Carangidae.
AAAUACUGAAAAAAUAUGAAGGGUCAAAGGGAGAGUGAAAGUGAAAGUGAAAGAAAGGAUGAGAAUAACUCGGCAACCCAUAUAGUUAAACGCAGCUAGAAAUAGGAGAAGAGGCAUUCAAAGCUGAACAUCCCCAUCAUUGCCUUUAACACCACUUUGUUUUCAGAGCUGCAGCUUUGAGCCAUGGGAAAAAGUUCGUCCAAACCUGAGCCCCCCACAUCUCCUCCGACUUUUGAUGAACCAUGGAGGAAAAUACAAUGGGGCAACAAAGAGAGAUAUCUGCUGGAAGUGAAGAAUUAUCAACCCCAUAACAAUGAGCUCCAACAUCUGAGAAUUCUUCUUCAUGGACCAGCUGGUGCUGGAAAGUCCAGUUUCAUCAACUCAGUCGACAGUGUUUUACAAGGCAGAAUGGCUGGUCGAGCUUUGACAGACGCAACCUCUAAGGAGAGCUUCACCAAAACAUACAUAACUUACAAGAUCCAAAAAGAAGAACCAGGGACCGUUUACCCUUUUGUCUUCACUGACAUCAUGGGCCUUGAGAAGGACUCAAACAGAGGGGUUGGAGUACAGGACAUCAUACUGGCUAUGAAGGGACACAUAAAAGAUGGUUACAAAUUCAAUCCUGUUACUCCAUUAUCUGAGGCCGAUCAGAACUACAACAGCUACCCCAGUUUAAGUGACAAAUUUCAUGUUCUGGUUUGUGUGAUUGCCGCUGACACAUUUAGUAUACUGGAUGAAGAAACAAUGAAAAAGAUGAGGGAGGUCAGACUUGCUGCCAGUGACAUGGGGAUUCCCCAACUGGCUAUUCUCACCAAAAUUGAUGAAGCCUGUCCUGAAGUCAAAAAAAAUAUAAGGGACGUGUAUAAGAGCAAGUACCUGAAGGAACUGAUGGAGAAAUUGAAUGUGAAGCUGGGUGUUCCACUGAACUGCAUCUUUUCUGUGAAGAACUACCACAAGGAAAUUGACAUUGAUGAUGACAUUGAUGCGCUGAUUCUGAGCUCACUGAGACAGAUGAUUAACUAUGGAGAAGACUUUGUCAAUAGCCUGUAGAUCUACAGUGCUAAAGCAAAUUUAGUUUAUCACAGAAAGAAAAAUGGCAUUUCAUAAUAUUCAAGUCGUUUAAUUUCAUGAUUUGAAAUGUACUUUCAAACAGUUAUGUGCAUGAUAAUGACACAAAAUGGGCAAUUUGUCCUUUUGUUUUUCAUAUACAAGCAUGUAAUGUAAAGUAGCCAGUAUUGUAUCUACUAGAAGUUAUCAUAGAACCACGUUACCUUGCUGAAUUAGAGCAGCAGUACCACUCUGUGCAUUUUGAGCUUUUGCAGUAUUAUGUUGUUUGCUAUUCUUUUUUGAUUCAGGUGGUCAUUUGUGAUGUUGUAGUUUCCCAGUAAUCAUGAAUCAUUUUCAUUGACCAAAUGUGGAAAACUUUGCUUUUUGCAAAAAGCACUUUACUUGCGGGAACGUAAAGUUUCCUUAUUGAGAUAUUUGUCUGUCAUUGAGCCUGGAAAUAUUUCAGUGAGAGUUUGUGUACAAUAUACUGUGCAAAUAAUCUUACGCUGUUAGCUUGUUGUGACGUCAUCACGUGAUCUAGUCAACAACUCAGCUGUUGUGAUGGUGCCUUCACAACCAUCGGAAAUUUUGGUAUUCCAAGGCAACCUGGAUAGAAAAAAAAAACAGCUCAAAGGCUUUUGAUUGUUUAUCACCUCCCAGCUGAGGGGAUUUGCAUGUCAUUGUCACACUAUGUAUAAUAAUUGAUAUAUUCCUAAAUCUACAAAUUAUAUAAAUAAACUAUGUAUCCAUGGCA